UGGUGGACGAGGGUGUUGCCUGCAGAAGAGGGUGUUCAACCCGGGUCGCCCCGGGUCUGGGGAUGGGGGCGGGGACGGGCCUUGUCCUCCCCGCUCCCCUCCCCUCCGCCAGCGCCGAGGCCCCGCCCGGCCCUCCCGCCUCCCCGCCCCGAGGUCCCCGCUCGGAAAGUCCAGCGAAUCCCCCGCGCCGUCCCCCCACCCGGCCCGAGGGCGGCGCGAACAAGCGGCCCUUUCUGCGCGCGGCUGCCCCGGACAGCUGGCCCGCAGCCCGCGGGGGCGCGGACAAUCCCGGGGCUUGUGGCCGGGGGUGGGGCGCCGGGGGUUGCCAAGGUGACCCGGGCGCGGGCAGCGGCUCGGCUCGGCGCGGGCGGCACCAUGAGCGGCCGGAAGCGCAGCUUCACCUUCGGGGCCUACGGAGGGGUGGACAAGUCCUUCGCCCCUCGCCGGAGUGCGUGGAGGAGUGAUGGGCAGAACCAGCGCUUCCCUCAGGCACUAGACCUGCCAAGAGUGGACUUAGUUCCCUCUCAGACCGCUUCAUUCCAACCUAAGAACACAGAUCUGUUUGAGAUGAUUGAAAAGAUGCAGGGAAGCAGGAUGGAUGAACAGCGAUGCUCCUUCCCACCACCCCUCAAAACGGAGGAGGACUACAUUCCGUACCCAAGUGUCCACGAGGUCCUGGGCCGAGAAGGGCCCUUCCCCCUGAUCCUGCUGCCCCAGUUUGGGGGCUACUGGAUUGAAGGCACCAAUCACGAAAUCACCAGCAUCCCAGAGACAGAGACGCUGCAGUCGCCAACGACCAAGGUGAAGCUGGAGUGCAACCACACCGCCCGCCUCUAUCGGAAGCACUUUCUCGGCAAGGAGCACUUUAACUACUACUCGCUGGACACCGCCCUGGGCCACCUUGUCUUCUCACUCAAGUAUGACGUCAUCGGGGACCAGGAACACCUGCGGCUGCUGCUCAGGACCAAGUGCCGGACAUACCACGACGUCAUCCCCAUCUCCUGCCUCACUGAGUUCCCCAACGUGGUCCAGAUGGCAAAGUUGGUGUGUGAAGACGUGAAUGUGGAUCGAUUCUAUCCUGUGCUCUACCCCAAGGCCUCUCGCCUCAUUGUCACCUUCGACGAGCACGUUAUCAGCAAUAACUUCAAGUUCGGAGUCAUUUAUCAGAAGCUCGGGCAGACCUCCGAGGAAGAACUCUUCAGCACCAACGAGGAGAGCCCCGCCUUCGUGGAGUUCCUCGAGUUUCUGGGCCAGAAGGUCAAAUUGCAGGACUUUAAGGGGUUCCGAGGAGGCCUGGACGUGACCCAUGGGCAGACGGGGACCGAGUCUGUGUAUUGCAACUUCCGCAACAAGGAGAUCAUGUUUCACGUGUCCACCAAGCUGCCCUACACAGAAGGAGACGCCCAGCAGUUGCAGCGGAAGCGACACAUUGGCAACGACAUCGUGGCUGUGGUCUUCCAGGACGAGAACACGCCGUUUGUGCCGGACAUGAUUGCGUCCAACUUCCUGCAUGCCUACGUGGUGGUGCAGGCCGAGGGCGGGGGCCCCGACGGCCCCCUCUACAAGGUAUCCGUCACUGCGAGAGAUGACGUCCCCUUCUUCGGGCCACCCCUCCCAGACCCCGCUGUAUUUCGGAAGGGGCCUGAGUUCCAGGAAUUUUUGCUGACAAAGCUGAUCAAUGCUGAAUAUGCUUGCUACAAGGCAGAGAAGUUUGCCAAACUGGAGGAGCGGACACGGACCGCCCUCCUGGAGACGCUCUAUGAGGAGCUGCACAUCCACAGUCAGUCCAUGAUGGGCCUGGGCGGCGACGAGGACAAGAUGGAAAACGGCGGCGGGGGCGGCGGCUUCUUCGAGUCCUUCAAGCGGGUCAUCCGGAGCCGCAGCCAGUCCAUGGACGCCAUGGGGCUGAGCAACAAGAAGCCCCACACCGUGUCCACCAGCCACAGCGGGAGCUUCACGCCCAACAACCCCGACCUGGCCAAGGCAGCUGGAAUAUCAUUGCUUAUUCCCGGGAAAAGUGCCAGUAGAUUCGGACGCCGAGGCAGUGCCAUAGGCAUAGGAACCGUGGAAGAGUCGCUGAUUGUCCCUGGCAAGAGCCCCACGAGGAAGAAGUCCGGUCCGUUUGGCUCUCGCCGCAGCAGCGCUAUCGGCAUCGAGAACAUCCAGGAGGUGCAGGAGAAGAGGGAGAGCCCCCCGGCCGGCCAGAAGACCCCAGACAGCGGGCACGUCUCCCAGGAGCCCAAGUCGGAGAACUCAUCCACUCAGAGCUCCCCAGAGAUGCCCACGACCAAAAACAGAGCGGAGACAGUGGCCCAGAGAGCAGAAGUGCUGAAGGACUUCUCCCGCUCCUCGUCCAGUGCCAGCAGCUUCGCCAGCGUCGUGGAGGAAGCAGAGGGCGUGGAUGCGGACGACACAGGCCUGGAGAGUGUUUCCUCCUCGGGCACGCCCCACAAGCGGGACUCCUUCAUCUACAGCACGUGGCUGGAAGACAGCAUCAGUACCACGAGUGGAGGCAGCUCCCCAGGCCCCUCUCGGUCACCCCAUCCCGACGCCAGCAAGUUGGGGGACCCUGCUUGUCCCGAGAUCAAGAUCCAGCUGGAAGCAUCUGAACAGCACACGCCCCAGCUGGGCUGUUAGCCACGCCGUCACUCUGAAGGUGACCCUGAGCAGAUGAGGGUGCGGAAGCACGAGGCGAGGAUGCUCUGGCAGAUCCGGGCGGACGGGACCUCUGCCCCGAGGCCAGCACCAGCCUGGGGGCCGCCCCUCGCCUGCCCAGCCCUCCUCCUGGCCCACGUCCGGGCUGUCUCUGCAGGGCGGAGCCAGCCAGCCCUGGGAGCGGGGAAGCUGCUGGCACCGUCCCCACCCCCUGGGCUGGGGGGCUGGCUGGGGCAGGGAGAGGUCAGUUGGAACGGGACUCCAGGCCUGGCUCAUCCAUCACCCCUG
Molecule: messenger RNA, 2943 nt
Organism: Bubalus bubalis (water buffalo)
Lineage: Eukaryota; Metazoa; Chordata; Mammalia; Artiodactyla; Bovidae
Gene: RAP1GAP
Product: RAP1 GTPase activating protein
Exons: 26
Coding region: 376-2637 (753 amino acids)
Biological process (GO): activation of GTPase activity; regulation of small GTPase mediated signal transduction
Cellular component (GO): membrane; cytoplasm
Molecular function (GO): GTPase activator activity
Source: RefSeq, a predicted model, not a curated record